AUGCUGGUUCACGAUUCCCUUGAUUUUUUUUUAUACAUCUAUCUAUCUAUCUAUCUAUCUAUCUAUCUAUAUGAAGUUUCUUUCCAUGUAUCUUUCUCAGUUUCUCUACAUCACUGUAUUGAUGUAUUUAUAUCGCGGCUUCUUCAUGUCUAUCUAAUUAUCUCAAUUUCUUUACGUCUAUCUAUCUAUCUAUCUAUCUAUCUAUCUUAUUCGUAUAUAUCUCGCUAUCUUUGUUCAUAUCUAUCUAUCCAUCUAUCUAUCUAUCUGUCUAUCUAUGUGUCUGUCUCUGUUUCUUUAUAUCUAUCAACCUAUCCCAUUUUUGCAUCUAUCUAUCUAUCUUAUAUCUCAUCUUUGUUCAUAUCUAUCUAUCUAUCUAUCUUUCUUAUUCGUAUAUAUCUCAUUAAAAAAAUUCAUAUCUAUCUAUCUAUCUAUCUUUCUUAUUCAAAGGAAUAUCUCUUUAUCUUUGUUUCAUAUCUAUCUAUCUAUCUAUCUUUCUUAUUCGUAUAUAUCUCGCUAUCUUUGUUCAUAUCUAUCUAUCUAUCUAUCUUUCUUAUUCGUAUAUAUCUCGCUAUCUUUGUUCAUAUCUAUCUAUCUAUCUUAUUCGUAUAUAUCUCGCUAUCUUUGUUCAUAUCUAUCUAUCUAUCUAUCUAUCUAUCUUUCUUAUUCGUAUAUAUCUCGCUAUCUUUGUUCAUAUCUAUCUAUCUAUCUAUCUAUCUAUCUUUCUUAUUCGUAUAUAUCUCGCUAUCUUUGUUCAUAUCUAUCUAUCUAUCUAUCUAUCUAUCUAUCUAUCUAUGUCUCGCCCUCUUCAUAUCCAUCUACCUGUUUCUCUCAAUACCACAAAUAAAUAAUACCUCCUCCUCCUCCUCCUCCUCCUUCUUCUUCUUCUUCUUCUUCUUCUUCUUCUUCUUCUUCUUCUUCUUCUUCUUCUAG
Acanthosepion pharaonis is the source of this 930-nucleotide messenger RNA. The record is from the annotation of a GenBank genome assembly. Lineage: Eukaryota; Metazoa; Mollusca; Cephalopoda; Sepiida; Sepiidae.